AUUUCAGCAAGUUAAACACGGGGAUCGCUUCCUCAAUGCAUUCCUCGGGCAUGCAUACAAAUUUUGAGAACCAAAUAAAAGAUGAGGAAUUUGGUUCUUGUUUUUGUUAAUAAUUAACUAUCUUUCCUGCGUUGCUAACAAUUUCGUCAGCAGAACAAUGUGGGAACCAAGCAGGAAAUGCGCUUUGUGUUGUAGCCAGUACGAAUGGGUGUGGUUCAACCGCUGAAUACUGUGGAACUGGUUGCCAGAGCCAAUGCAGGACCGGCGGUACUCCUACUCCAACUCUGUCCAAUCCCGCCGGCGGAGGUGGCGUUAAAUCCAUCUUUAGCCAAUCUCUUUUCAACCAAAUGCUCAAGUAUCAUAACGACCCGAGAUGCCCAAGUAACGGUUUCUACACUUACAACGCGUUCAUCAAGGCGGCGCGAUAUCAUUACUCGGAAAAGAGAAGAUUGCCGCAUUCUUGGGCCAGACUUCACAUGAGACCACAGGUCAAUAAUAAUAAUAUUUCCGUCAUAAUUUUGCGCGCUCCCUAACUGUAAUAUUUGAUGUAGGAAAAGCCAUGCAAUUUAUAUAUGUGCAGGUGGAUGCAGGCCUAGUGCACCAGAUGGUCCAUAUGCAUGGGAGUAUUGUUUCAUCAGGGAAAGGAAUCCGUCUGGCAAUUUUUGCGAUUCUCCUGAUUGGCCCUGUCCUGCUGGUAGACAGUACUACUAUGGCAGAGGACCCAUUCAACUCACUCACAAUUAUAACUAUGGACAAGCGGGCAGAGCAAUUGGACAGGACCUUUAUUAACAAUCCAGACUUAGUAGCAACAGACGCUGUUAUUUCUUUCAAGACAACAAUCUGGUUCUGGAUGACGCCACAGGGGAACAAACCCUCUAGCCACGACGUGAUUUCGGGGAGAUGGACCCCAUCUGCAGCUGACAGGUCAGCAGGAAGGGUCCCAGGUUAUGGAGUCAUCACCAACAUCAUUAAUGGGAGUGUGGGAAAGGCCCAAAUGAUAAGGUGGCUGAUCGGAUUGGGUUCUUCCGGGGGUACUGCGACUUGUUGGGAGUUGGCUAUGGACACAACCUAGAUUGCUACAGCCAGAGACCUUUUUAGUGAGAAUAUCUUGUUAGUUCAUAAGCAAUAUUCGAAUAAUCUUUUUCCAAAAAAAAAAAGAAAAGAAAAAAAGAAAUCGAAUAAUAAGCAAAUAAAUUCCUCUAAUAUUUACCAAUUAAGACAUGUAAUUGAUUGGGUUUCUGAUAUAGUAAUAUAUAAUUUGUGAUUAGAAGUGAACUAUGACGUUUAUCUGAUUGGACAUGCACUUCCUGAAGUUGCUUGUGCAAUAUGAUCCAAGGAUGUAUGAAUCCCUCUAUUCUAUCUUACUCAGUCAGCUUAAUGAAUGUCAUAC
This is a messenger RNA of Oldenlandia corymbosa var. corymbosa, 1390 nucleotides long. The record is from the annotation of a GenBank genome assembly. NCBI's taxonomy places the organism in Eukaryota, Viridiplantae, Streptophyta, Magnoliopsida, Gentianales, Rubiaceae.